Molecule: messenger RNA, 4511 nt
Organism: Gasterosteus aculeatus aculeatus (three-spined stickleback)
Lineage: Eukaryota; Metazoa; Chordata; Actinopteri; Perciformes; Gasterosteidae
Source: RefSeq, a predicted model, not a curated record
UGCAGCUGCGUGCGGAGGUCCAGGGCUCUGUCCCCGGCUCUGUCCCCGGCUCUGCUCCCCCGGCUGCUGCUUCUGCCUCCGACCGGCUACCGAGCGGCCGGCCGGGGACUCUCCACCUCCCCGCGCCGCGCGGCUGUGGCCGGCGGAGACUCGCAGCCGCUGCCGCUGCCCGGACAGGCCCGCGUGGUGAUCUGCGGAGGCGGGAUCGUGGGCUCGUCCGUCGCCUUCCACCUCGCCAAACUGGGCUGGAGCGAUGUGGUGCUGCUGGAGCAGGGCAGGCUCGGUGCAGGAACCACCCGGCUGUGUGCUGGCAUUGUCAGCGUUGCCAAGCCUAUUUCCAUCGAGUGUCAAAUGGCAAACUACUCCAAUAGUCUUUAUCAGGGCCUGGAGGAGGAGACCGGAGUCAAAACAGGUUAUGUGAAGACAGGGUCUCUUUGUUUGGCUCAAAAUCAAGAUCGCUUCCUGUCUCUGAAACGCUUGGCAUCCCGACUAAAGGUAAUGGGGAUCAGCUGUAACAUCAUUAAGCCCAAGGAGGUGGCCAAACUCCACCCUCUUGUUAACAUUCAUGACCUGGUGGGGGCGCUCCACCUCCCAGCAGAUGCAGUGGCGUCUUCCCCGGACGUGAACCACGCCCUGGCUGUGGCUGCUGCUGGACAUGGGGUUCAGAUCCUGGAUAGAACCACGGUGCAGCAGGUCCUGAUCGAGAAGGGUCAAGUGAUGGCGGUGGAGACUGACCGGGGCUCCAUCGAGUGUGAAUAUUUUGUCAACUGCGCUGGACAGUGGGCUUACGAGCUGGGCCAGGGGAGUGAGACCAAGGUGUCGGUUCCUCUUCACGGCUGCGAACACUUUUACCUCCUCACCAAACCUCUCCAGGACCCCCUUCCGCCCAGCACGCCAGUCGUGAUCGACAUGGACGGCAGGAUGUAUGCACGGCCGUGGCAGGGCGGCCUUCUGUCGGGGGGCUUUGAGAAGAACCCCAAACCCAUCUUCACCGAGGGCCGCAACCAGCUGGAGAUCCAAAACAUGCAGGAGGACUGGGACCACUUCGAGCCGAUGCUUAGUUCCCUGCUGAGGAGGAUGCCCAGUGUUGAAUCGGCUGAGAUCCACCAGCUGGUCAACUGUCCGGAGUCCUUCACCCCCGAUAUGCGCUGCCUGAUGGGAGAGAUUCCCAGCGUGGCGGGCUACUUUGUGCUGGCAGGGAUGAACUCCUCUGGUCUGGCCUUUGCUGGAGGGGCUGGCAAGUACCUGGCCGAGUGGAUGACCUACGGCUACCCCACCGCCAACGUGUGGCCACUGGACAUCAAGCGCUUCGGCAACCUGCAGAGCAGCCGAACCUUCCUGCGACACAGAGUGAUGGAGGUCAUGCCCUUGCUGUACGAACUCAAGGUUCCUCGCUGGGACUUCCAGACUGGCCGCCAGCUGCGGACCAGCCCUCUGUACGACCGGCUGGACACGCAGGGAGCUCGCUGGAUGGAGAAACACGGUUUUGAAAGGCCCAAAUACUUUGUUCCUCAUGGAAAAGAUUUGCUCUCUCUGGACCAAAGCAAGACUUUCUACAAGCCGGACUGGUUUGACAUCGUUGGAGCAGAAGUGAAAUGCUGCAAAGAGGCCGUGUGUGUCAUCGACAUGUCGUCCUUCACCAAGUUUGAGCUGACUUCAUCGAAUGGCCAGGCGCUGGAGCUGCUGCAGCAUCUGUGUGCCAACGACCUGGACGUCCCCGUCGGACAUAUCGUCCACACCGGCAUGCUGAAUGAGAGGGGAGGCUACGAGAACGACUGCAGCGUCGCCCGCGUCAGCAAGAACAGCUACUUUAUCGUCUCGCCGACGGACCAGCAGGUCCACUGUUGGUCCUGGAUGAAGAAACACAUGCCAAGUGACCCACACCUGCACCUAGAGGAUGUCAGCUGGAAGUACACUGCUUUAAAUCUGAUUGGACCUCGUGCAAUGGAUGUUCUGGCUGAGCUGUCCUAUGUUUCCAUGACACCCGACCAUUUUCCCUCCAUGUUCUGUAAGGAGAUGAGUGUCGGCUAUGCCAAUGGGAUCAGAGUGAUGAGUAUGACUCACACCGGAGAGCCUGGCUUCAUGCUCUACAUACCUAUCGAGUACGCGCUGCACGUGUACAACGAGGUGAUGUCGGUGGGUCAGAAGUACGGGAUCCGCAACGCGGGGUACUACGCGCUGCGCAGCCUGCGCAUCGAGAAGUUCUUUGCCUUCUGGGGUCAGGACCUGGACGCCUUCACCACCCCGCUGGAGUGCGGCCGAGAGUUCAGGGUGAAAUUUGACACGGACACGGAUUUCCUCGGCCGCGAGGCCCUGCUGCAGCAGCGCCAGGACGGCGUGUCCCGGCGGUUCGUCAUGCUGGUCCUGGAGGACCACGACACGGAGCUGGACCUGUGGCCGUGGUGGGGCGAGCCCAUCUACCGCAACGGCCUGCUGGCCGGGACCACCACCAGCAGCGCCUACAGCUACACCCUGGAGCGCCACGUCUGCCUCGGCUUCGUGUCGCCGCCGCCGGGCCCCGAGGGGCUGCCCACGGCCAUCACCCCGGACUUCAUCAACCGCGGGGACUAUGAGGUGGACAUCGCCGGCCAGCGCUACCCGGCCAAAGCCAAACUCUACCCCUUCAGCUCGCUCUUCACCCAGCAAAAGCGCCGCAAGGAGGACAUGGAGUUCGGCAACCUGCACGGGAAGUGAUGAUGCAGAGCGGUGGCGGGCCUCGCUUCCCCCCCCCUGAGCGGUUGUUCUGUGACACCCGUCCUUCGGUCCACUGCUAAACCCAGCAGCGCCAAACAUUUGUCCCCUUUUUAACGUCUCUUAACCCGAGAGGGGCGAUGCGCACAGUCACAUUUCAGUGAACUUGUGUCCAACUUCCACGCUGCACAUCUCCCGUUUCUUUCUUUUCAAAAGUGCAAUAUUUAAGAGGCACUAAAUGCCCCGAGCGGUUUGAAGCACGGCAGUGCAGCAGAGCUCCGGUUUCCAGCACCUUCCCCGCCUCACAGUCCGCGCCGGUUCAGUGCCUUUUGUCGAGGCGGCGUCGACAACAUUGGCCGGGGACACUUUGUUCACUGGACCCCCGCCGAGGGGGAGUCGAGACAGACAAUCGUAUCCGGCAGUGUUCCGGCCGCUGUAACGUUUGGAGGGAAACGUUCAGUUUCCGCGUUGGGGACCUGCUGCUGUAAAGGAUGCCUGUGAUGUGAUGUGAUGUGUGAGUCUUUAUGCCGUCGUCUCCACUGCGCCGUCCUUCCUCAGUCAGGGGAAAGAACAGGGCAGCCUCAUCAUACCAGUAGUUAACCAAUAUUUACUCCAUUUGAAAGGUCCUAACAGGCUAAAUGAGCUCUUUCUUCUUUCGGCCGCUCGACUUUGUCUUUUCCAGCUGUUAUUCUGCUUCCUGUCGAGCUUGUGGAAACUGUGUUCACGGUUAUUUAAUCCGCACUGUUAUUUAUGUUUUGUGGUGGUUUCGAUGCUUCAUUGAGGUUUUGCUGAGUGUGCUGGUGUCAAAUGACCCAUAGACAAGAGGAAGCUUUACUUAAAGCCGAGUCCACAUAUCUUACGUUAGUCAUUUGAGUUUCUUUGUAUAGAGGAAGGACUUCAGUGUGAUUUUGAAAUAAUAAAAAAUGUAUUUUUCUACAGCUAUUGUGUAUAAAAUCUCUCUUUUCAGUUCAGGAUCUUUUUUCAGCUUUAAGUAACAUUGAGUGAAUGAAACAUCUGUAACUACGACAGAGGUCCCUCCCGUCAGAGGUCAGAGGUCAAGGAGAACUACAGGUCAGCUGUGCUGUGGCUGGUUUCACUUAGCAGCAGUGCAACAUUGGAUUCAUCCAGGAGUCGUAUUCAGAUUGUUCUACUAAACAGAGCAUUGGGUAAUACACUCGAGGAGGGUUGCUCACGCUAAAAGAUAAAAUCUUUUAGUGUGCAUGUUGAAGAUCAGAUGCUGAGGAAACAAUAACAGAAAGCCUGUCUUUUGAUCCGACUUUCUUCUUUCAAUACUUUGCUAACAUCUCCGGCUUUUUCACCCGACAUGUUAGUUCCUGGUGUAUAACGAAUGAGAUCAGAAUGGAUUCAGAGUCACAACGUUUUUUAAGGGCUAAUUUAUCGUUCUGUAAGAUUGAGUCCAGUAGCUGUGAUUCAGGGCGAAGACGUCUGAAACAUUUCACUGCAAAACACCUUUUGUUUUUCUCUCCUGAAUGUAUGCUUGAAGAGGAAGUGUCCCAAACCUUUGCACUAAACAAGAGGAGCGUUUUGUAUUUUGUUACUUUCUCGUGCACAGAGCUGCAAAGAGCGGAAUAAUCCAGUAUAUUUAAAGUAACAAAACGAUGAAUGCUACAAGUUGAAUAUAUAGUGGAGGUCUGUCAAAGUCUGUUGUGAUGCUUACUAAUCUGAAGUGUGUUGAAACUUUGUUAUGCUUCUAUUUAAACUCCACCCGUCCUGCACUAAACUGUAAAUGCCAGCGUUUUCUUCAGCUUUACCAUCACGUUAGCUGUGCUUUGAGAGACAAACAAAGAACUCUGAUAAAA